UAUAAUCCUUCCCUUCUUAUAGGUAUAGUUCUCACAACUUCAUCUACUUAAAGCUUUCAGACCCUAUUACUCUCUCUCUCUCUCUCUCUCUCUGAAUUAAGCUUGAAAAAUCCCCAGAGCUCCCCCUUACCUACAAGGUGAUUUUCUUUAAGCAUUUACCUUGGUCAUAUCGAGUGAAUUCACGAUUAGUAUUGUCGACGGAGAUGAGUUGCCCCUGGUUAAAAGUUGAGAGAUAAUUAAGCAGGAUGGCUUCUGUCCAGGGAAAAGAAAAGCCAGCAGCCAUAAAGUUUCAGAAGAGCUACUUUGAUGUGUUGGGGUUGUGCUGCGCAUCAGAAGUUCCUCUGAUAGAGAAUAUCCUCAAGCCUCUUGAAGGUGUGAAAUCGGUUUCAGUGAUUGUGCCUUCCAGAACUGUCAUUGUUGUCCAUGAUAGCCUUCUCAUUUCCCAGCUUCAAAUCGUUAAGGCACUAAACCAAGCAAGGCUAGAAGCAAAUGUGAGAGUGUAUGGGGCAGGGGACAUUUACAAGAAAACGUGGCCAAGUCCAUAUGCAAUUGGUAGUGGCGUGUUACUGGUUCUAUCAUUUCUCAAGUACGCAUAUCGGCCAUUAGGGUGGUUGGCCCUUGGAGCCGUGGCCGUUGGCAUUUUCCCCGUUGCUUUGAAAUGUUUUGCGGCUAUUCGGAAUUUCAGGUUUCAUGACAUCAACAUUCUUGUUAUCAUUGCCGUAAUUGGGACAAUUGCUUUGAAGGACUAUACAGAAGCUGCCUCGAUUGUCUUUCUGUUCACCAUUGCAGAGUGGCUCCAGUCUUCUGCAGGUUACAGGGCAAAAGCAGUGAUGUCGUCGUUGAUGAGCAUGGCCCCCCAAAUAGCAGUCUUAGCAGAGAGUGGAGAAGUUGUGGGUGUUGAUGAGGUAAAGUUGAACACAAUUCUUGCUGUUAAGGCCGGCGAAAAGAUACCGAUUGAUGGAAUAGUUGUUGAAGGAAAAGCUGAAGUCGAUGAGAAAACACUAACUGGAGAAUCCUAUCCAGUUGCCAAAGAAAAGGACUCCACUGUUUGGGCAGGCACUAUCAAUCUUAAUGGUUAUAUUAGCGUGAAAACUACAUCAUUGGCUGAAGAUUGUGCGGUCGCCAAAAUGGCAAAACUCAUCGAAGAGGCUCAAAACAGCAAAUCCAGAACUCAAAGAUUCAUUGACAAAUGUGCAAUGUUCUAUACCCCAGCGGUCCUGGUCAUUUCUGUUUCUAUCGCGGUGAUUCCAGCUGCAUUACAUGUUCACAAUUGGAGAAAGUGGUUUCACUUAGCUUUGGUUGUUUUAGUGAGCGCCUGUCCGUGCGGUCUCAUCCUCUCUACACCCGUUGUGACUUUCUGCACGCUCACAAAAGCGGCAACAUCUGGACUUCUGAUCAAAGGAGGUGACUACAUUGAGAUACUUGCUAAAGUCAAGAUCAUGGCUUUUGACAAAACUGGUACAAUAACAAGGGGUGAAUUUGUGGUGAUGGAUUUUCAAUCUCUUCGUGAUGACAUUAGCUUGAACACAUUGCUUUACUGGGUUUCAAGCAUUGAGAGGAAGUCAAGUCAUCCAAUGGCAGAUGCGCUGGUUGACUAUGGAAGAUUGUUUUCGGUCGAGCCAAACCCUGAGAAUGUGGAGGAGUUUCAAAAUUUUCCCGGCGAAGGUAUUCAUGGGAAAAUUGAUGGACAAGAUAUCUACAUUGGAAACAGAAAAAUAGCUUUGAGAGCUGCUUGUGAAAUAGUUCCAACAAUUGAAGGUUCGAAAGGUGGGAAGACGAUUGGAUACAUAUACUCUGGGGGAGCCCCUGCUGGAGUCUUUAUGAUAUCUGAUGCUUGUCGAUCUGGGGCUGCAGAGGCUCUCAAGGAACUAAAGAAGUUAGGCAUUAAAACAGCUAUGCUCACAGGAGAUAGUAAUGCUGCCGCAUUGCAUACAAAUGAGCAGCUUAAGCAAGCUCUCGAGGUAGUCCAGGCAGAACUUCUACCUGAAGACAAGGCAAGAAUCAUUAGAGAAUUUAAAAUGGAAGGAAACACAGCAAUGGUUGGAGACGGGAUCAAUGAUGCCCCUGCUUUAGCUACUGCCGAUAUUGGUAUCUCAAUGGGCAUUUCAGGAUCAGCCCUUGCUCAAGAAACUGGGAAUAUAAUUUUACUGUCAAAUGACAUUAGGAAACUACCGAAAGCAGUCCAACUUGCGAGAAGAGCUAAUAGAAAAGUGAUUGAGAAUGUGGCUUUGUCAAUCACUGCUAAGGCUAGUAUCCUUGCACUGGGAUUUGCAGGGCAUCCGCUUGUUUGGGCUGCAGUUCUUGCUGAUGCCGGGACAUGCUUGCUUGUGAUAUUCAACAGCAUGCUACUCUUACAAGGAACCAACAAGCAUGGAGGGAAAACUUCUGCACCACAUGGCCAUAAACAUGGAAGCCAUGGACAUGGCCAUAAACAUGGAAGCCAUGGACAUGGCCAUAAACAUGGAAGCCAUGGACAUAGCCAUUCUCACAAAAACCAACAUUGUUGCUCGGACAGCAUACCCGUAAAAGUCUGUAAACCUCAAAAGUGUUCCUCGCAGAAAUGCGGAUCAGAGUGCCAUCCUAGUCCCUUAAAUUCAAGCUUUCCUUGUAAGCUUAAGUGCAGUGAUGACUUACACGAGGCACGACACUGUGAUGAAACAAGCUGCAUCAAAGUCAGUCAUGAUCUCGAGUCACAGAAUAAACACAAUCAUGGUUGUUUGAGGCAUCAUAAUUUCAGCUCAUGCGCAGAAGGUGAUAAACUUCACGAGGAAAAACACUGCAAUCAUUCUGCUUCUCCUUUGGUGGAAAUUCAAAAGUUGACAAGUAAAGGUCAUUGCCACACGACCCACUGCGGCAAAGAGCACAGCAGAAAUGAAGGUGAUGGAGUCCAUGAGGAAAAACACUGCAAUUAUUCUGCUUUUGCUUUGCACGAAAGCGAAAAAUUGACAAGUAGUGUUCAUUGCCACUCAAGCGACUGUGGAAAGGAGCAUGUUAGAAACGAAGAUGAUGCAAUCCAUGAGCCAAAACACUGCAACCAUUCUACUUUUUCCUUGGAGGAAAGCAGAAAGUUGACAAGUACUGGUCAUUGCCACUCAACUCAAUGUGGCAAAGAUCAUAUUCACAAUGAAUCGUUAGGAGAAACGUUUGCCACAAGAUGUGAUCAUCAGCCCCACCAUAAUCAAGACAAACAAUCACCCCCUCAUCACACGACGAUUGAUAUUGUAGCGGGUUGCAACCGCACAGAAUCAGCCGCAACGAAUUCUUGCAUUGGCUCCCGGACAGCGGAAAAGGAAGCAUGUUGCUCAGAAUUAGUAGCAAUUCAUGCUUGUGUGUUGGAGAAAAGAGAAGUCGGUGGGUGCUGUACAAGCUACAUGAAGGAAUGCUGUGGUUGUCAUGGGCAUGUUGGUUCUAGCUUUCAGGGUUGUUUAUCAGAAAUCACAAUGGAAUAGAUGUAACUGACUGAAAA
Messenger RNA from Malus domestica (apple), 3466 nucleotides. The record is from RefSeq and is a predicted model, not a curated record. NCBI's taxonomy places the organism in Eukaryota, Viridiplantae, Streptophyta, Magnoliopsida, Rosales, Rosaceae.